CGCGUGAUUUUUAUCGCGUCCAUUUUUUGUGCGGGGAUAAAUAAAUAAAUAAGGGCAGCUGCCGCCCGCCGCCCCCCGCCGCCAGCCCGCGCGGCGCCGCUAGGGGCGGCAGCCGGGCCCCGCAUCGCCCCGCGCCGCUCGGCUCAGGAGAGGGAGGCAGCGGGGCGAUGCGGAGCCCCCUCCCGUGACUCCGGCUCUCCGCCAUGCCAUGGGUUAGGCGGACUCCAUCCCGCAGCCGAGAGGGCACCAGCCAAGCGAGGCGGCGGCAGGCAGCGGCGCGGUCCGGCAGAGGAGCGGCGGGAGGCGGCGGCGGCGGGAGGCGAGCGCGGCGCCCCGCGGCCCCUUCCAUGGACGGCGGCGAGGAAUUAUGAGCCGCGGCCGGCGGCCGGGACUGGCGCUCGCCCGCUGGGGCUUUCCCCGCUGCGCGCCCCGGGGCGCCGGGGCUCCGCUCUCCUACGGCACCCCCCUCGGCAGCCGCCGGCCCCGUCUCCUGACCCCCCGACGCUCGCUCCGUCCCCUCUCUCCCUGCCUGGCGCUCGGGGUUGGGAUAAUCUCGCUCGCACCCAAACCACAGCGCUCCCGCGGCUAAUCCUGCCCUCUCCCCUCUCCCUCCCCACCCCGCCCCCGGCCCUUCCUCUCCCGGCGCUGCCCUCUCCCCUCCCCGCUCCCCCUGCUCGCCCCCCGGGGCCCCUCCGUCCCCGUCCUCCCGCUGCCGCCGGCGGCCCGGCGGGUGGGUGCGAGGUCGGGGCUGCCGGGCACCCCGCCCCUCCCCGGCGGGGCCGUCAUUAGGCUGCCGGUUGAUUACAGGGUAUUGAUUUGUAUGUGCUGCUCCCGGCGCCGGCCGCUCCCGCUGCUGCUGCCGGAGUUCGGGCAGCGCUUCUCGUAGCGGCGGCGGCAGCUCCUACCAAACAUGUCGGCUCCCGCCGGGCCCCGGAGCGGCCCCGCCGCUCCUCAGCCUCCUCCGGCCCCGCAGCCCGAGAUGCCGGACCUCAGCCACCUCACGGAGGAAGAGCGGAAGAUCAUCCUGGCCGUCAUGGACCGCCAGAAGAAGGAAGAGGAGAAGGAGCAAUCCGUGCUCAAGGUCAAAGAAGAGCAAAAACCACAGCCGACACAGUGGUUUCCCUUUAGUGGGAUCACUGAGCUGGUAAAUAACGUUCUUCAACCACAGCAAAAACAGCAAAAUGAAAAGGAGCCCCAGACAAAAUUACAUCAGCAGUUUGAGAUGUAUAAGGAGCAAGUCAAGAAGAUGGGUGAAGAAUCACAGCAGCACCAGGAGCAGAAGGGUGAUGCCCCAACCUGUGGCAUCUGCCACAAAACCAAAUUUGCUGAUGGCUGUGGCCAUAACUGUUCCUAUUGCCAAACGAAAUUCUGCGCGCGCUGCGGAGGAAGAGUGUCUCUGCGGUCCAACAAGGUAAUGUGGGUAUGUAACUUGUGCCGAAAACAACAAGAAAUCCUCACGAAAUCGGGAGCCUGGUUCUAUAACAGCGGGUCACACGCCCCGCAGCAGCCGGACCAAGAGGGAAGCAGAGCUCUGAGGAACGAGGAAGCACCGCAAGAGAAAAAAGCAAAACUGCAGGAGCACCCGCAGUACCAGGGACCACCAGGUGACAUAUCCACACAAGCUUUGGACAAAAACAGGUCUCAAGGGCUCACAAGACAAGACUCAAUUAAGAAUGGUUCAACAGUAAAGCAUCCAGUAGCGAGUGACACAUCAGACAGGAAAAGAAGCCCUUCAAUAUCAAGAGAACAGAGCAGAAGAUACGACCAAAGGGACGAGAGAGACGAAUAUUCACAGUAUGCUACAUCAGACAGUGCGAUGCCCAGGUCACCAUCAGAUUAUUCAGAUAGGCGGUCACAGCGUGGGCCCCAGUUAUACGAGGAACCUGAACUGGGUGAUUAUAGAGAUUCCAACAGAAGGAGCCGCAGGCGUUCCAAGGAGUAUCCGGUAGAAGAAGAAGAUGCACAAAGCAGGGAAGAAUAUGAGAGACAAAGGAGGGAAGAGGAAUACCAGGCACGAUACCGGAGUGAUCCUAAUUUGGCUCGUUAUCCAGUCAAGCCGCAGCCAUAUGAGGAGCAGAUGCGUAUCCACGCUGAAGUGUCCCGAGCGCGGCAUGAACGCAGGCAUAGCGAUGUCUCACUGGCAAAUACAGAGCUGGAGGAUUCCCGGAUGUCCAUGCUCAGGAUGGAACGGCCAUCAAGGCAAAGAUCCGUGUCUGAGCGCAGGGCUGCCAUGGAAAACCAACGUUCAUACUCUAUGGAAAGAACUCGAGAGGCUCAGGGACCAAGUCCCAAUCGUCAGAGGACCACAAAUCAUAGCCCUCCUACACCUAGGAGGAGUCCAAUUCCUCUGGAAAGACCAGACAUGAGGCGCUCUGAUUCUUUAAGGAAACAGCAUCAUUUGGAUCCCAGUUCUGCUGUCCGGAAAACAAAACGUGAAAAGAUGGAGACCAUGUUACGGAAUGAUUCACUCAGCUCGGACCAGUCUGAAUCUGUCAGACCUCCACCACCAAAGCCCCAUAAAACGAAAAAAGGAGGUAAAAUGCGCCAGGUUUCAUUAAGUAGCUCAGAAGAAGAAUUGGCAUCCACACCAGAAUAUACAAGUUGUGAUGAUGUAGAGAUUGAAAGUGAAAGUGUUAGUGAAAAAGGGGACAGUCAAAGGGGAAAAAGAAAAACUAGUGAGCAGGCAGUUUUGUCGGAUUCUAACACCUUAUCCGAGAGGCAAAAGAAAAUGGUCUGCUUUGGUGGCCACUCUUUGGAAGAGGACUUGGAAUGGUCUGAGCCUCAGAUAAAAGACUCUGGGGUAGAUACGUGUAGUAGCACAACUCUAAACGAGGAACAUAGCCAUAGUGAGAAGCAUCCAGUAACUUGGCAACCAUCCAAAGAUGGAGAUCGUCUCAUUGGUCGGAUUUUGUUAAAUAAGCGACUAAAAGAUGGAAGUGUGCCUAGAGAUUCAGGAGCAAUGCUUGGAUUGAAGGUAGUAGGAGGAAAGAUGACUGAAUCAGGUCGACUCUGCGCAUUUAUCACCAAAGUUAAAAAAGGAAGCUUAGCUGAUACAGUGGGGCAUCUUAGACCAGGUGAUGAAGUAUUAGAAUGGAAUGGAAGGAUACUACAAGGAGCCACCUUUGAGGAGGUGUAUAAUAUAAUUUUAGAAUCCAAACCUGAGCCGCAAGUAGAGCUUGUAGUUUCAAGACCAAUAGGGGACAUUCCCAGAAUACCUGACAGCACACAUGCACAGCUGGAGUCCAGUUCUAGUUCAUUUGAAUCUCAAAAAAUGGACCGACCUUCUAUUUCAGUGACUUCUCCUAUGAGUCCUGGCAUGUUAAGGGAUGUUCCACAGUUCUUGUCUGGACAACUUUCAAGCCAAAGCCUUAGUAGAAGAACAACGCCUUUUGUUCCUAGGGUUCAGAUAAAACUGUGGUAUGACAAGGUUGGUCAUCAGUUAAUAGUGACCAUACUGGGAGCAAAGGAUCUUCCUUCAAGGGAAGAUGGGAGGCCAAGGAAUCCUUAUGUUAAAAUUUACUUUCUUCCAGACAGAAGUGAUAAAAAUAAAAGAAGAACAAAAACAGUAAAGAAAACAUUGGAACCUAAGUGGAAUCAGACAUUUAUUUAUUCUCCAGUUCAUCGGAGAGAGUUUAGAGAACGAAUGUUAGAAAUCACUCUUUGGGACCAAGCACGAGUUCGAGAGGAAGAAAGUGAAUUUUUAGGAGAGAUUCUUAUUGAGUUAGAGACAGCAUUACUAGAUGAUGAACCCCACUGGUACAAGCUUCAAACACAUGAUGUCUCUUCAUUGCCACUUCCCCAUCCCUCACCAUAUUUGCCGCGCAGACAGCUCCAUGGAGAGAGUCCCACACGGAGGUUACAAAAUAAAGGCUUAUAUUCAUAUAAUUCAGGAUCCAAAAGAAUCAGUGACAGCGAAGUCUCUGAUUAUGACUGUGAUGAUGGAAUUGGUGUUGUUUCAGAUUACCGACAUAAUGGGAGAGAUCUUCAAAGUUCAACACUGUCAGUGCCAGAGCAAGUAAUGUCAUCUAACCAUUGUUCUCGAUCAGGGUCCCCUCACCGUGGAGAUAGUAUAGGACGGACUAGAUCGUGGUCUCCCAGUGUCCCUCCCCCACAAAGUCGGAAUGUGGAUCAGGGACUGCGAGGGACUCGAUCCACUGCUGCGCAUUACAACACCCUGAGCCGCAUGGACAGGCACCGAGCUGUGGACGACCACUACUCCCCAGACAGAGAGAGUCAUUAUGUUACUUUACCUCGUUCCCGGUACACCCAGUCCUCAGAUCACCAUUACAGGGAUGUCAGCCAGGAUCACACAAUGUAUCCUCUGUUUUGUGAAGAUGCAAUCAGAUUGCUCCGCUCCCGUACGAUGUGCCGUACCUAUUCUGAGGGUGCUUACUAUGAUCUUGAGAGGAGGACUAGGCAGGAGAGAAGAGUGCCUAAUUCAUAUUAUGAUGACACAGCCUAUACUCCUGAAAGGUGGUACAAUGGUGCAAGUUCAUGGGCAGAUGAUAUAGUCAAUGGUUCAGCUGAAAAAUAUGGGAAUUGUGAAGCAGCAGAUAGACAGCCAUAUCAAAGAUCCAGAUCAACAGAGCAACGUCCUGUGCUAGAGCGGACCAACUCCCGCUCCCGAUCCACAGAGCGUCCUGACUCAAACCUCAUCAGGUCGAUGCCUUCAUUAAUGACUGGAAGAUCUGCCCCUCCUUCACCUGCCUUACCGAGGUCACAUCCUCGAACUGGGUCUGUCCAGACAAGUCCAUCAAGUACUCCAGUAGUGGGGCGAAGGGGCAGGCAGCUACCACAGCUCCCACCAAAGGGGACGUUGGAGAGAAACAAUGGAGACAAGGAGAUAGAGUCUUAUGAAGAAGAAGCGGAAUCAUCAAGGAGAACAAACUCAGAAGAAAAGAAAACAGAUCCAGAGAAUGGGGAUACAGGUGCACUGGAUGUAGAAGAAAGGAAUCGCCAAAUGAAAAUGAGCAAGUACAAACAGGUAGCAGGAUCAGAUUCCAGGCUGGAACAAGAUUAUCAUUCUAAGUACCGGUCAGGGCGGGAUCCUCACCGAGGCUCAGACAAUGUUUCCAACAAGUCCUCGGACAGCGACGUCAGCGAUGUCUCGGCCGUGUCCCGGACCAGCAGCGCUUCCCGCUUCAGCAGCACGAGCUACAUGUCCGUGCAGUCGGAGCGCCCAAGGGGAAACAAGAAAAUCAGUGUCUUUACAUCCAAAAUGCAAAGCAGACAGAUGGCCAUCUCAGGAAAGAACAUGACUAAGAGCACCAGCAUCAGCGGGGAGAUGUACACGCUGGAGAAGAAUGACGGCAGCCAGUCAGACACGGCAGUGGGCACUGUUGGUGGUGGCAGCAAAAAGAGGCGCUCCAGCAUUGGCGCGAAGAUGGUCGCCAUUGUGGGGCUGUCGAGAAAGAGCCGGAGCACGUCACAACUCAGCCAGACUGAAGCAGGGGGCAAGAAGCUGCGGAGCACCGUCCAGAGGAGCACGGAGACAGGGCUGGCCGUGGAGAUGAGGAACUGGAUGACUCGCCAGGCGAGCCGGGAGUCGACGGAUGGGAGCAUGAACAGCUACAGCUCUGAGGGAAAUUUGAUAUUCCCUGGUGUGAGGUUGGCUGCAGACAGCCAGUUCAGUGAUUUUCUGGAUGGACUUGGUCCCGCCCAGCUUGUAGGACGACAGACAUUGGCAACCCCAUCAAUGGGAGAUAUUCAGGUGGGAAUGAUGGAUAAGAAAGGACAACUGGAAGUAGAAAUAAUCCGAGCCCGUGGCCUUGUUGUAAAACCAGGUUCAAAGACACUGCCAGCACCAUACGUAAAGGUGUAUCUAUUAGAAAAUGGAGUCUGCAUAGCCAAAAAGAAAACAAAGGUAGCAAGAAAAACGCUGGAACCACUUUAUCAGCAACUUCUAUCCUUUGAAGAAAGUCCCCAAGGGAAAGUUUUACAGAUAAUUGUUUGGGGAGACUAUGGACGUAUGGAUCACAAAUCCUUUAUGGGAGUGGCACAGAUACUUUUAGAUGAACUGGACCUGUCCAACAUGGUGAUUGGGUGGUUCAAACUUUUCCCUCCUUCUUCCCUAGUAGACCCAACCUUAGCUCCUCUCACUAGAAGAGCUUCCCAAUCAUCUCUUGAAAGUUCAACAGGACCUUCUUACGCUCGCUCAUAGCAGCUGUGAAACUGUUGUCAUAGCAACCAGCGUUACAAAAAAAUAAAAUUACAGGUCGCAAACCCUGGUAACACUGCAUGCUUAAUGUUGUGUCUUCUGAGCCUGUUUCUAGGGCUGCAACGCGAUCCUGUGUUCUCAAGGAAGUUGCACACAUUGUGCCCUACAGAAGGCCCUCAGGUGAUGGACUGAAAUCAUGAAGAACUGAUAGGUUUGGAGUUCAGGGACUCAGUUUUGGUCCAAUCUGAAGCCAUGGACUAAACUAAAAAAAAUCAAUCUGUUUCAUGCAACAAAAGUCCUUUUCAAUGGCAUAUCUGUUUUGUUGCUCCCUUUUCUUUAUUUAUCUGCCCUCCCCUCCUAAAGUUUGGUUAUGCCACAGAAACGGAGUUACCCUCCCAUGGAGCCACGUUACAAGUCAGUGGAUUAGCAGAGAUUGAAGAAAAGAAACUAAGGAUGCUGGAAAAAUCAACUGGCACUUGCAGCAGUUGCUUGAGAUCUGAAAACUCUUCAUAUUGAAAAGGUUCAAGACUUAAAGUGGCAGGCUUCAUACCUCCAGCUGUUCACACAGUGAAACCCCAGACAUGAUGGACUCUCUGAAAAAUAAAGUUCUGUGGAUAUACUGUACUGUAUGAAAUUAAGAAACUUUUUUGCAUGGACACAGAUUUAGCUGAACACUUAAAUUAUUUUCUUGGGGCUGCAACUUGCAAAAAAAAAAAAAAAGAAUAAA
Molecule: messenger RNA, 6884 nt
Organism: Passer domesticus (house sparrow)
Lineage: Eukaryota; Metazoa; Chordata; Aves; Passeriformes; Passeridae
Gene: RIMS2
Product: regulating synaptic membrane exocytosis 2
Exons: 37
Coding region: 911-6160 (1749 amino acids)
Biological process (GO): regulation of membrane potential; regulation of synaptic vesicle exocytosis; intracellular protein transport
Cellular component (GO): presynaptic membrane; cytoskeleton of presynaptic active zone
Molecular function (GO): small GTPase binding; transmembrane transporter binding
Source: RefSeq, a predicted model, not a curated record